AUGGAGCAAUUGAGGCCAAAGAAGGUUGUUCAUAAGAAGAAGGAGAAGCCAGAAAAGGUUGAGGAGAGACAUAAGAGUUCAUCAAUAAGCUACGUAAGCAUCAAUUAUUCUUUACACAUUCUUUGGGAUGCUUGCGCAAAGGAGAUACAAAGGGUUAACAAGAAAGUGGAACCUUAUGAAGGAACCAGUAAUCUCAUUGACCACAAAGACCUAAAGAAGAAUGUAAAGAAUCUUAUGGCACAGAAUGAUAGGCUUACUAAGGCUACACAAAAGGAAAAGAAAAAUAUUUUGGAUUCUUGUAAUAAGGGUGAUGAUAUUAGUUGCUUCGAUUAUCGUGAAGUAACCAAUAUUGGAAAAGAAGAUUCUCCAAUUGUGGAAGAGGUUAUGCAAAUAGAGAAGGAAAUAGAAAAAGUAGGAGAGAAAAAAAAUAAGAAGCUUCACGAGAAGAGAAGGAAAUGGAGAAAGAAGAAGGGAAAGAAGUGGAUGUUGAGAAUGUUGAGAAAGAAAAAGAGAAGAAAUAAGGGAAUGAAGAGGAUGCUGAGAAUGUGGAGAAACAGAAAGAGAAGAAAGAGGUUUAUUAUUGUCAAUACUUCAAACAGUGGUAUUCAUGCUUUGGAGCUUCUGUAUUUUCUUCGUGGAGGCCGUCUUGAUGACCAUACAAGUCAUAAAAACUUUGAUAGAUAG
Molecule: messenger RNA, 684 nt
Organism: Asparagus officinalis (garden asparagus)
Lineage: Eukaryota; Viridiplantae; Streptophyta; Magnoliopsida; Asparagales; Asparagaceae
Exons: 4
Coding region: 1-684 (227 amino acids)
Source: RefSeq, a predicted model, not a curated record